ACAUGGCUGCUUUGCCAGUGCUAAGGUCUGGAAGUACAUCAUUGGCUGACUUACUUCAGGAGCACCAGGAAAGCAGUCCUAGCUACUGUUAUUCUUUGGCUGAUCUAUAUACACAGUCAACAGCAAGUCUCACUGAUGUGAAAUUGGGAACCACACCAUUAUCACAACUAGUAAGUCAACCCCAAACUUCAAGUGGGAUGCCAGAGCUAACAGGAUCUUUGUCUUCUCUGGCCCUCUCUAAAGUUUUUCCACUAAAGGAGGUUGAGAAUUUAUCACUCUCAGAUUUAAUAGCAGAGACAAUUGAAAUAGAUAAAGCUCAACAAAGGACGGACUUCCCCAUGCUCAGUGUACCUGAAUUGAGGCCCUCUAAAAGAACCAGUAUUGAUUUAAGUGUCCUUGUAAAAAAUACAGGUGUAUCUGCAGAACAAAGUGUGGUAAGACAGUCAAAUAUCUUCAGCCCUGAAACUAAACUUUUAAGAGGAAAACAAGGAAAAUGUUCUGGUUUUGCCAAAACAAAUAAAAAAUCCAAAAGAGGCAUUAGUCCUAAGAGGCAGGAUUUAUCUCUGUCGUGGAUGAAGGCACUGCGUGCAAGACCUUCAGCUUUUGCUUUAACCUUGUGUCUCCAUUAUCCUCCAAAAGGUUAUAAGCGGCACACAACUGGUAUACAUAAAACUUUCCUAUACAGUAGACAAGUGCAAGACAUAAAACCCAAGGAAACUGGUCCUAUAAUAGCCAUAACGCCAUUUGACUUCAAAUCAGCAUCUCCCGAUGAUAUUGUGAAAGCUAACCAAAAAAAAGCUUUUACAAGAGAGUAA
Molecule: messenger RNA, 815 nt
Organism: Mesitornis unicolor (brown roatelo)
Lineage: Eukaryota; Metazoa; Chordata; Aves; Mesitornithiformes; Mesitornithidae
Exons: 1
Coding region: 3-815 (270 amino acids)
Source: RefSeq, a predicted model, not a curated record